AGAAUUCAAAAGGAACUUGCAGAAAUAAGUCUUGACCCACCUUGCAACCUGAGCGCAGGGCCGAAAGGAGAUAAUCUAUAUGAAUGGGUUUCAACGAUCAUGGGCCCAGCUGGUUCCCCUUAUGCAGGAGGUGUCUUUUUUUUAGAUAUAUUUUUCCCUCCAGAUUAUCCAUUUAAACCUCCCAAGGUGGUUUAUCGAACUCGCAUAUACCAUUGUAACAUUAAUAGCCAGGGCCAGAUUUGUUUGGAUAUCCUAAAAGACAACUGGAGUCCCGCUUUGACAAUAUCAAAAGUACUCUUGUCUAUUUGCUCACUCUUGACAGAUUGUAAUCCAAUGGAUCCAUUGGUUGGAAGUAUUGCUCAACAAUAUGUGAAGGAUCGAGAAGAGCACGAUAGAAUAGCAAGAGAAUGGACGCGAAGGCAAGUCCGUUUGAAAUCAAUAUCAACCAUGUGUUUUUUCGCCUUCCAUCAUGACUAUUUUUGA
Molecule: messenger RNA, 483 nt
Organism: Batrachochytrium dendrobatidis JAM81
Lineage: Eukaryota; Fungi; Chytridiomycota; Chytridiomycetes; Rhizophydiales
Exons: 4
Biological process (GO): protein polyubiquitination
Cellular component (GO): nucleus
Molecular function (GO): ubiquitin conjugating enzyme activity
Source: RefSeq, a predicted model, not a curated record